Molecule: messenger RNA, 1641 nt
Organism: Lagopus leucura (white-tailed ptarmigan)
Lineage: Eukaryota; Metazoa; Chordata; Aves; Galliformes; Phasianidae
Gene: CPNE9
Product: copine family member 9
Exons: 21
Coding region: 1-1641 (546 amino acids)
Biological process (GO): cellular response to calcium ion
Cellular component (GO): plasma membrane
Molecular function (GO): calcium-dependent phospholipid binding
Source: RefSeq, a predicted model, not a curated record
AUGGCGGCUCCGGGAGCGCUGGAAGCGGCGGCCGGCAGCGUGCCGGGCACCAAGGUGGAGCUCACCGUGUCCUGCCGGAACCUGCUGGACAUGGACACCUUCUCCAAGUCCGACCCAGUGGUCAUCCUCUUCGUGCAGGGCACGGGGAGCAGCGAGUGGAAAGAAUUCGGGCGCACCGAGGUGAUCGACAACACCCUGAACCCCGACUUCGUCCGCAAGUUUGUCCUCGAUUACUACUUUGAGGAGAAGCAAAACCUUCGCUUUGACGUCUACAACGUGGACUCUAAGAGCUGCUCCAUCUACAAGCAGAAGGACUUCCUGGGGCAGGCGUUCGUGGCAUUGGGAGAGGUGAUCGGGUCCCAGCGGGGCCGUCUGGAAAGAGCCCUCACGGGGGUCCCAGGGAAGCGGUGUGGGACCAUCCUGCUGCUGGCCGAGGAGCUGAGCAACUGCAGGGACAUCGUCACCAUGCAGCUGUGUGCCAACAAGCUGGACAAGAAGGACUUCUUUGGGAAAUCCGACCCCUUCCUUGUCUUCUACCGCAGCAACGAGGACGGCACCUUCACCAUCUGCCACAAGACGGAGGUGGUGAAGAACACACUUAACCCAGUGUGGCAGCCCUUCACCAUACCCGUGCGUGCCCUCUGCAACGGUGACUACGACCGCACAGUGAAGAUUGAUGUGUACGACUGGGACCGGGAUGGGAGCCACGACUUCAUCGGGGAGUUUGCCACCAGCUACCGGGAGCUGUCCCGUGCACAGAGCCAGUUCACAGUGUAUGAGGUGCUGAACCCUAGGAAGAAGUGCAAGAAGAAGAAAUAUGUCAACUCUGGCACUGUGACUCUGCUCUCCUUCUCCGUCGAGUCUGAGUUCACCUUCGUUGACUACAUACGGGGCGGGACACAGCUGAAUUUCACCGUCGCCAUUGACUUCACGGCCUCCAACGGGCUGCCAUCGCAGCCCACGUCGCUGCACUACGCCAGCCCCUACCAGCUGAGCGCCUACGCCUUGGCACUCAAGGCCGUCGGGGAGAUCAUCCAGGACUACGACAGUGACAAGCUCUUCCCUGCCUACGGCUUUGGUGCCAAGCUGCCACCCGAUGGCAAGAUCUCCCACCAGUUCCCCCUGAACAACAACGUGGACAACCCCAGCUGUGCUGGCAUCGAGGGCGUGCUCGAGUCCUACCUGCAGAGCCUGCGCACCGUGCAGCUCUACGGGCCCACCAACUUCGCCCCCGUCAUCAACCAGGUGGCCGGCACGGCUGCCCAGGUGACUGACGGCUCUCAGUACCACGUCCUGCUCAUCAUCACCGACGGCGUCAUCUCCGACAUGAUGCAGACCAAGGAGGCCAUCGUUACCGCCUCCGCGCUGCCCAUGUCCAUCAUCAUCGUGGGAGUGGGGCCAGCUGAGUUCGAGGCCAUGGAGGAGCUGGACGGGGACGAGGUGCGCGUGUCGUCGCGGGGACGCUACGCCGAGAGGGACAUCGUGCAGUUCGUGCCGUUCCGGGACUACGUGGACGAGGCGGGCAGCCAGGUGCGGAGCAUGGCGCGCCUGGCCAAGGACGUGCUGGCCGAGAUCCCCGAGCAGCUGCUGUCCUACAUGCGGGGCCGCGGCAUCGAGCCCCGCCGCAACGCCGCGCAGUGA